GUGGAAGCGCUGCGUGAGCGUGACAUCAGCAUCGCGAGCGCGCUUGACACUAUUUGGCUCUGCAUAUGCGCAAGCAUUGCUGCUCUGAUGCACGGCGGGUUUGCCAUGUUGGAGACGGGCACCUGCCGUGCUAGGAACGCAUCAAAUCUUCUAAUGAAGAAUUUGUUGAACGUUUGCGUGGGAACUUUGGGCUGGUGGCUUUGUGGAUGGGCAUUUGCGUAUGGCGAGCUGAACUACGAUCUCUUUGGGACAACCGGCUUUGCUGGUUCCAAUCUUGUACAGUCCAUGGAAGGGCGUAUACUGCCAGUUGAAAGCUGUUCUAACGAAUCAUGCCAGAGCAAGUUGUUGCAGUGGUUUUUCCAGUGGGUAUUUUGUACUACUGCUGUGACUAUUGUAAGCGGUGGCGUUGCGGAAAGAGUUCGAAGUGCCACAUAUGCUGGCUAUGCAUUCUUUAUGUCCACGAUCAUUUAUCCUGGUGUUGUGGCUUGGACCUGGGGUGGUGGCUGGCUGUCCUCUACAUUGCAGGUUGGCUUCACAGAUUUUGCGGGAAGUUGCAUUGUGCAUGUGGUGGGGGGCGUUGGCGCCCUCACAGGUGCCAUCGUCCUUGGGGCCAGACGAGGUCGCUUCGAAGACCCAGCAGCAUUUGAACCACAUAGUCUUCCACUUGUUGUGCUGGGCACUUUGAUGCUCUGGUUUGGCUGGUACGGAUUUAAUUGUGGCUCUACCCUGGCUCUUCAUGACGAUGUCAGUGCUGCUGCUGCGGCGCAAGUAGCUGUCAACACAACCCUUGCCCCUGCUGCCGGAGGUAUCACAGUUUUUCUUUUUCGCUUCCUGCGCUCAAGAAAGUACGAUGUCUGCGGUCUUUGCAAUGGAAUCCUUUCCGGUUUGGUGUCAAUUACAGCAGGCUGUGCAAACAUGGAGUGCAGCAGUGCCUUGGCUGUGGGCAGUAUUGGUGGUUUGGUUUAUCAGUCCUUUUCCAUGGGCCUGCAGCGACUGCAGAUUGAUGACCCUGUGGAUGCAAGUGCAGUUCAUGGUGCUUGCGGUGUUUGGGGUGCGAUGGCUGCUAUCCUGUUUGAUUGGGGAGAAGGAUUUAGCCACUUUCACGGGCUGAAGGGUUUCCAAUGCUUUGGUGCAGCAGGCGCGUGCGAAGCAGGUCUUGUUGCCAAGGCUCUGGCAGCACAGUUAAUAUUCGUCACUGCGGUUCUAAGCUGGGUUCUCUCCCUGUCGACAAUCGUCUUGCUCAUAUUGGCCCUGAGUGGCUACCUCAGAAUCGAGCAAAGCACAGAGGAGCAAGGUAUUGAUGCAGUUGAGCAUGCACAGACAAAGGCUUAUGACAUUGGUGAUGAGGAUGUGGGAGAAAUCGUGGCAGUGAAGACUUGCGCAGAUUCUCAUGCCGAGCUGCUGUCAGAAAUGCAUUCGCUGCAGCUUGAAGCUGUUGGGCGAUUGAACACACUGAAGGAGCGUCUUCAUGGGAGAAGUCUUCAAGUCGGCGAAGAGAUGGAAGCACGCCUGCUUCAGGAUGUGCAGGAUCUUCACCAGGUUGAUGACAGCAUUGCCAGAGCUGCAGACAACCUUUGGCUUCUGUUGUGCGGUUCCACAUUAAUGUUCAUGCACAUAGGCUUUGCGAUGGUGGAGUCUGGAACAUGCCGGGCACGAAAUGCUUCGGAUGCUCUCAUCAAGAACAUUCUGAGUCUCUGUGUUGGUACCUUGGGCUGGUGGUCCUUUGGCUGGGGAUUUGCAAAAGGUACCUUGUUCCAGGGGCUCCUAGGCACCAGUGGCUUUUUCAGCUCCAACCUUACUUCGACAGGGCCUGGCCAGCUGGAAAUCAAGGCAACUUUGGCUUGUGAGACGAUUUGUCCAACAAGUCUGGCACUUUGGUUCUUCAACUGGGCAUUUUGCACCACCGCCUCCACCAUUGUCAGUGGUGCCGUGCUUGAGAGGACAAAGAGCUCAACAUAUUCAGUCUAUACGUUCCUCAUGUCAGCUUUUCUGUAUCCGCCCAUUGUAGCAUGGACUUGGAGUGGAGGCUGGCUAACAAACCUUUUCGAUGUCGGAUACACGGAUUUUGCUGGCAGCUGCAUCGUGCAUGUCGCAGGUGGAAUUGGAGCUUUGGUGGGUGCUGCCACACUGGGGCCCCGACUGCAUCGUUUUGAUAAGCCCGAUACAUACGAGCCGCACAAUUUACCAAUGGUCGUUCUUGGCACUCUGUUCCUUUGGGUCGGCUGGUAUGCUUUCAACACAGGAUCCACAGUGGCCAUGCACGAUAAAGGCACAGCAGCGCUGGCUGCACAAGUCGCUGUCAACACAGUGCUCGCAGGGUCUUCAGGUGGAACAACUCUAUUUCUAGUCAGACUUGCAACUACCAAGAAGUAUGAUGUUACGGGAAUGUGCAAUGGUAUUCUGGCUGGCGUCGUAUCCAUAACAGCUGGCUGUUCAAACAUGCAUGCUGGCAGCGCGCUGGUGGUUGCUGCAACUGGCGGGAUAGUCUAUGCUGGGUUUUCGUCAUUGCUGAAGAAAUUGAAGGUAGAUGACCCGGUUGAUGCAAGUUCUGUUCAUCUCGCUUGUGGGGUUUGGGGUACGCUUGCUGCAACGUUGUUUGACUGGGGGAGCGGCCUCGACUAUUACCACGGACGGUAUGGAUGGGCAUGUUUUCCAAGUAUUAGCUCCAAUGGUCUGCCUCCUGCUUGCCUGACAGGCGUUGUAGGGACAGCCCUCAUCGUUCAGCUGAUCCUCAUCCUGUGCGUUGUCGUUUGGAUUGGCUUGACCUCUUGGGUGAUCUUCAAGAUUCUGACGGCAGUUGCAGGCCUUCGAGUCAGGGAAGAUACAGAGGAGACUGGCUUGGAUGCUGCGGUGCAUGCACAGAGCAAAGCCUAUGCUAUAGAGGAGCGGGAAAGCCCCGAUUCGUGGCGUGUUUUAUGGGCAUAA
Symbiodinium pilosum is the source of this 2925-nucleotide messenger RNA. Lineage: Eukaryota; Dinophyceae; Suessiales; Symbiodiniaceae. The record is from the annotation of a GenBank genome assembly.